This is a messenger RNA of Carassius gibelio (silver crucian carp), 2262 nucleotides long. RefSeq lists its product as uncharacterized. The transcript is spliced from 7 exons. Gene Ontology annotation, cellular component: external side of plasma membrane. Lineage: Eukaryota; Metazoa; Chordata; Actinopteri; Cypriniformes; Cyprinidae. The record is from RefSeq and is a predicted model, not a curated record. Gene Ontology annotation, biological process: positive regulation of T cell proliferation; T cell costimulation; cell surface receptor signaling pathway. The coding region runs from base 1 to 1650 and encodes 549 amino acids.
AUGGACCUGCUGCAUCUGUGUGCUGCAUUUGUGCUUUAUCUUAGGACCUGGGUAUCUGGUAUCAUCAUUACUAAAGAUUUUACAUGUGCUGGUCUCACUCUAGAUGCACACGUGACGUGUCUGUUCUAUGAAGACUGCGUGCUGCCCUGCAGUUUCAAGCCUACAGGGGCCGUGGUCAUCCACUGGUACAAGCAGCAGAUCCCCGUUCACAGCUACUACUACAAUAAAGACCAGUACGGCCUCCAGAACAAGCAUUUCAGCAGCCGGACCAACCUGUUUAAUUCCCAGAUCGCACAGGGAAAUGCCUCUCUGGUGCUGAGGAAAGUUAAAGUCCAGGAUCAAGGGAGGUACAAGUGCUACACCAGCACCAAGAAGGGAAACCAGGAAACCUUUGUUAACCUGGGGGUCAAAGCUCUGAUCCAGUUUGUGAAGCUUGAGAUGGUUGAGGAACGGGUCAUCUGUCUGUCCCAGAACAUCUAUCCAGCUCCCGAUGUCACGUGGGCCACUGAUCCCCCCACGGACACCAGAAGCUUCCAGAACUUCACUCGUAAAACAUCAGACUCAAAAGGCCUGUUCACCAUCGAGAGCGGUAUCAGUGUGAUAGGCAACAUCUCUGAUCAUACUUACUUCUGCUCUGUUGUGUCCGCGGAUGAAGUGCAGGUGUGGACUGCAUCACUGCAUCAACAAGAUAAGUUAUUUGGUGAGGAGGGCUCUGGACUCCUGGUUCCCUGCAAGGUGACACAACCUCGCCACAAUUUUACCCUCACUUGGACCUUCAUCAGAACCACAGAAACCAUCGUUAUCUUCAGUUACGACAGCCGGACCCGUCGGAUCGCGAACCUGUGGGAGAAUAAAGCUGAACUCGACAUAGAUCAGGCUCACUCAGGCAACGGUUCCCUUCAUCUAUUAAACCCAGACAGAUUAGGACACAGCGGGGCCUAUAUUUGCACAUUCUAUGGCUUCCAGAUGAGACAUCAAGUCCAAACUCACGUUAAUAUUACAGUUCGUGUGACUGAUGAUGAUGAGCAUGACUGCAGGAGGUCGUGGUGGGGAACUGCUGCGUCUGUCUUCAUAUUUCUGAUCACUGUGUCUGUAGCCAUGUCGCGAUGUUUUAGAUUGAGAGGUGAACAUCCAGUAAACAGCCAUUCAGACAUCAAUAAACGAAUCCAAUGUAGCAACAAAACCGAAAUCCCGCUAUUUGAGAGACUAGGACAAGAUGAGCCCAGGCGCAACAGUUUGGAAUCAGUCCAGACAGACAUUCACAGAGUGCUGUCCAACACAGCAUCUUUUGAAACAUCCAAACUGCUCAAAGAACAUCCGGACGGCUUUAAGAAUGAUGUCCUACCACAUACACCAAAAGAGAACAGUAUGAUAUAUACAUGCAUGAUUAUUAGUGAUUCCUCUACACCUGAUACACCAGUGGAAAGACAUGAUUCCAGGCCACAAACACCAACCGGCGCUAUCAUAACUCUGUUCACCUCUGAGAUGAAUACACAGGUGUCUGAUGACAAAGAAAAUGAGAGAAAUGAACUUGAAUCUGAAUCACACACAGCAGAUGGAGUAGAGAUGGAGUGUACAGUGAUUCAGAGAUUUUACAACAUAUGUGAACCUGCCACACCUGAGCUCUCACAGAUCAAUGGCUUCAGGUGAUUGAUAUUAAUUCCAUAAAUUGAAAUGGUGCCGACUUGUUAUAAUAACUGGAUUUUAAAGCUCACUCUUGAAAUACAUGACAUAUGGUAGAUUAAAAAAUUGUUAAACUCAUUAAAGGGAUAUGCAACUAUACACCUUAACCCUCAAGAUCCCUCAAAAACUCAGUAAAUAAAACAAUUUUAAUACGAAAAAACGUAUAUUAUUAUAUGUCUUGUGCAUUACAUAGUUAUAUAGUGCAUUAUAUAGUAUAUAGUCAUAUGUCUUGAAUUUACACAAUCCUCACAGACCUCGGUUAUUAAGUUAGAUUAAGCCUAUACAAUUAACCAUUUAUUUUAUUUUAUAUUAUUUGUGGUUUAUUUAUCUCAAUUUAGAAAGUGGCAGUGUGAACAGAUUAUAUGAUUUACGUGAACUAUAUAAAUAAACGUUUGAAUGUGAAAUGUACCGCUCCAUAACCAGCAGGUGGCGAUAUUUCUGUUUAUGUAAAUAUUUGAAUAUGUUUUAAAUCUGCUUAGUUUAUCUUUGCAUAUCUCUCUGUUAAAAGCGUGAUUCUUGUCUGUCAGUAAAUUAUAGGUCAAGUGUUUGCAUAAUAUUUAAAAAAAGAAGACUAAACUU